AUGGAUAAGCCUACGGAGAACAAUCAUCUAGACGCUAGAGAGGAACGGGACUCUCCGUCUGAGCAUCCAACUGAAGGCCCUUCUCAGGAUGCGCCUCAGGAAACCCCCCAAAAUGAGUACCAGGUUUCGUAUCAAGUACAAGGGACCUCCCAAGGCACGCCCCAACCUACUCUACUAGGUACACCUCAAAACCCCCCCCAGAGUUCACACCAGGAUCUGCAAAGUGUGCCCCAGGGAACCCCCCAAAGUGAACAUCAAAUUUCACAUCGAGUACAAGGGACCCCCCAACAUACGCUCCAUCCCCCUCCACUAGGUAUAUCUCAAAAUCCCCCUCCGAUUUCACACCAAGGUCUGCACGGUACGCCCCAGGGUCCAAGCUUGUCCCACACGGCCCAAAUCGAAGGUGUGGUAGCUUCGAACCCACAACCACCAGUCCGUCAACGACGAUCACCCAUAAAAAUACUACCCAAUAUUCUAGAGGAACAGGAGAGAUUGAGGUCAAAGCCCUUCUCGCCAUCUGAAAGAGAAAAGGAGUAUCACUAUCUCAUGAAAGAAGUCAGCAAAGUCGACCCCAGGGUUCACCGUGAUCUAAUCGGAAGCCUAGUCGCUUUUGGAGAAGCUGCAAAUCAAGAAUGUCGCCGUCUGACUCAAUCCUCCCACGGCCACAACGAUCAAGCAGCCCCCCCUGGAUCCGCCCCUACUGUCAAUCCAAUGGGUACACAAGCUCUGAGGUUUCCACAAUCGACCAGGCAGUACCGGCGGGUUUUGGCCGGAUAUGGCCCAGAUCCUGCCAGACUAGACCCGGGUCCUCAACAAGCACAGCAAUUUCCGCGAGGAUAUGGCCAAAAUCAGCCUGCCCCAAACCUCCAACAGGCUCAAACGUACCCACAGAACCCGAAUCAUCCAGACCAAGUUGCUCCAAAUCCCCAUGAAAGUUAUGGGUGCCCACAAGCUUAUGCCCGAAGCCAACCUAUCCCAAAUUUCCCACAAGCCAAUCCAGAUCCACGAACAUAUGCACCAGUACCUCCAAGGGUGUCAAGAAGCCCGCAGGAUAAUACAUCCGCCGAACAGCCUCAACAAUACCAUGCUGAUUUCCAAAUGCGAGGCACGCCUACGGGAAACUCUAAUAUGCUUCCAGCCCAGGGAAAUGGUAACCCUGCUCCACGAGAUAUCAGCCCUUCAGAUAUUCACAACCCUCAAACUUCAAACCCAUUUCAUUCUUUUGGAUUUCAUCCUGACCAUCCUGACCACCACGAUCGACCCGUUGCACAAAGCCUUCGAAUUCAUCAAGCUGCUGCAGCGACUCCUCUCCAAUCAUCAUCUGUAACAACCCUUUCUUCACAACAGGUUGCAUCUAAUUCUUCUUCUCAUCUAACAUCUACAACGAACCUUUCCCAUCUUUCAAGUCCCUCGGCUCUAGAGAGGGCCAGUCCAGUUACCAGUCCAAGACUUUCCGAGGGAACAGCACCCUCCGAUCAAAUUAGUCCUCUCCUAGAAUUGAGGCUUGCUGGUGAGGCAGUCUCGACGCGUGCUCCCUCGGCUCCCGCCCCUGUAGAAUUAUCGGAGUCUACCCCCGUGAAAGCAUCUAAGGCAGAAGGGAUGUCGCGUCGUGCCUCCCAAAAGAGGCCAAGGCCAUCACCAGAGUCUUCGCCUGAGCCAAGUAAGAGGACGGAGCUUAUCGCACCGUCCGAAACCAUGGAUUCAGACAUUGGGCCGCUCUUGGGCGACGAGCCCUCUUCUGCAACCGCGGAUAACGAAGGAGACGGGGCCAUGACUGGCCCCUUGUCUGACAUCAAUGUGGACGAAAGUCCACUAGGUAACAACAAGGGCGUGGCCGCCUCUAAGAGCAAAGAGGGGCCAACAACCACCAAUCCGGCUCCUGGCAAGGAGAACCAGAAGGCAGGGCUCGGUCGCGAGCCCUGGAGGCACAUGGACUUGGUCAACCUAGGCUACAGGGAUAGGCCAUUUAUCUCCCCGUUUGUCCAGGAAUCUGGAAACCCUGUCUCGGGCCCUGCUUCUGCCCCAGAUUCUGCCGUUGCUGUUCCUACUACCGCCGCUUCUGCCGUUGCCGCGUCUGCCGUUACCGCGCCCGGCGCCCAAACUCGUUCCACCCGCGCCACUGCCCGCCCUAUGCCCCGCGCCAGAGUCCCUCCCUCUUCUGCUGUGCCUACCUCCUUGCGCAGAUCCAGGAGGAACGCAAAGCAGGAGGAGGACGACGAUGAGAUGGAGACAGCUGAGAUCGCCCGGAAGACGAAGGCAGAGGCCUUCGCAAAGCUCUCGAUCAUGAAGAUCGAGAGCAAUGCCGAUGCCAUGCGAGCCCUUCUCUUCCAGAUGGUACACGGCAUCUUCUUUCAAACGAGGUCUGGCACCGGGGAGCCCCAAACAGCCCAGGCCCGAGAAAGACUUGUCCUUCUCAUCAGUCAGGGAAUUCGGGCCCUGAUUGGAACUGGAGACGGCAUCUUAGAUGUCGUCUGCGACGUUUGGCGUCGCGAUUUCGGAGAGGAACUGCGUCGGCCCAAUAUGAAUAUUGGGCCGCCAGUUAGACGCAAUAGGGAGACUGAGGGGCUCGAUUUUUGCGACCCGGGUACUCGGGUCCGUUGCAGUAUCUGUGGCCGACGCCACGGAGUUAGAUUCUCCGUCGGUUUCAGCGGCACACCCUACAAGUCAAACAGGGGGCACAGACCCGAGGAUAUGAUAAAGAGCUCGGACAGCGACCUGCCUGGACCGCCCCGGACCCCGUCGAUGCGCUUUAACGUUGGCAGGCGAUGCACGGAGCUCAUCACAAACUACCACGCUCUCCGACAGUGGGAGAGAGCUCUUAAGGCCUGGGUCCGCGAAAGAAUGCAAGAAUUCGGGCAUAUUAUUGAAGGCGGGUACCUGAAUCGAAACCAUGCUGGCGGGGCCUCAUUCGAGUUCAUUGGUGACAUUGUCCAAAGACUUCUUGAAGAAAGAGCCGAAGACGGUACCCCAAAGGUAUUUGGGUUUCUCGAAAAGCUUACCAGGACCCACGCGCGCUCAUUAGAAAUCAGACAGGAUAGGAAGGGUAAGACUCUUAGGUUCAGGAAGCGAUAUGGCCCAGGCACAGGAAAAAAGAAGGGCGCCGACAAGGCUUCUGCCCCAAUUGAGAAACAAAAUGCUCAGGAAAUCAGAAGAGGGGCCCCUGGAAAUGAAAUCGGUCCUCCCAGAACGCUGGCUAGUCUACUUAAACGCCAACCUAGUCUUUCUGAGACUGGACAAAAUGCUCAUCAGACGACCCAAGCCAGUCUGCCAUCUAGACCAACAGAUCGACCAGGGAUAAGGGUCCGAUAUCAUGGCAUCGGGAGAAUCCGAACUAGAGCGGCUAUUGACUCCGACUCUAGCGACGAAAUUUUACUUGACGAAAAUCACAACGGCGACGAAUCUUCCGAUUCUGAUGACUACGUCUUCCUUGACGAUGAGGAUGAAACUAAAGAAUACCGAGAGCGAAAGGAUCAGUGGGACGAGAACCGGCGAGGAGGACACUAA
Molecule: messenger RNA, 3504 nt
Organism: Orbilia oligospora ATCC 24927
Lineage: Eukaryota; Fungi; Ascomycota; Orbiliomycetes; Orbiliales; Orbiliaceae
Exons: 3
Coding region: 1-3504 (1167 amino acids)
Source: RefSeq, a predicted model, not a curated record